Messenger RNA from Magallana angulata, 750 nucleotides. RefSeq lists its product as uncharacterized. The record is from RefSeq and is a predicted model, not a curated record. The transcript has 3 exons. The coding region runs from base 43 to 750 and encodes 235 amino acids. NCBI's taxonomy places the organism in Eukaryota, Metazoa, Mollusca, Bivalvia, Ostreida, Ostreidae.
CAAUCACUUUGAAAAUCCUCGCGUAAGUCAAACGUUUACGAGAUGCAAAUUUUCAAGCGUUUUAACGACGCUGUUUGUAAACAAGUGCAGACGAUAAGUAUACAUGUAAAUGAGAUGCUGCGUUUACGAGACUACCACGGGAGGUUCCAGGGGGUGCAGUCAAGAAAUUCCAAUCGAGGCACACAUUUUCAAAACCAAAUAACGGUAACUUUUAAUGGCUAUAAUUAUUUUCAAACAUUGCCGUCUGAACCUGCUGAUGAGGAAGAUGUAACGUUAUGCGUGGAAACCGAGACGGAGUGGAAAGAAGAGCGGCGCAUUGUGGAGCUGGGGUAUCUCGCAAAACAACUGUUUUGUCACUUAUGCAAAACCCCACUUCAUUUAAUAGACACUGUGCGUGAAAGAAGAUAUGGCCUAGGCUCCGUACUUCACGUAAAGUGCACCAACUGCAGCGCCGUAUGCCCCGUCGAGACAGGGAAUAGAGUACCUACUGGAGCCUUCGACAUAAACACCAAAGCUGCUCUCGGAAUGAUUCAUGUAGGCAUGGACCCAACACAUCUUGUGAAUUUUCUGGGGCAAUGCAACAUUCCUCCACCCUCAGAACCAUCCAUAAGAAAGCAUGCAGCAAAAGUAGGAAAGGCUAUCACAGAUGUGGCUUUGGAAUCAAGCAGAGCAGCUCAGAUUGAGGAAAAGCAAACAUCAGAUAGUUGCCAUUAUCCAUUAAGGAUACAACUAAAACGCUAUCCCAUCUAG